UGUAACUUCAUAUUGAUAUCUCUGGCUCUAUGUUCAUGUUGUAAUUUAUUCUAGUAAUUUGUGCUUCUUGCUGACAAAUCCAAUGUUUAUUAACUAUGUGCUCGUGUUUGGUUUAUUCUCGGCUUUGAGAAAUUAAAAAUCUUAUCUCCAUGUAUAUGUUAUGCGGCAAGUUACUUUCAAAACCAAUGACAUUAGAUGAACUCGAUGUGCGUUUUGGCCAUUUUACUUGGCUUGCGUUGGUGAUUCGUACAUAGUCACGUGACCGAAGUAGUUUUUGGAUCAAUGGCGCCAAAUGUCUGUUACAGAAAAUGUAUGUGAAUUAUGAGGUUUACGGAACGCAAACUGAAGUGCCAUGUAGUGAAUGAUGUGACAUUCUACACAAUGUUGUUACCGCGUUCUAAGUGUAAAGCAGUAGAAGGAUCGUGAACAUGUAGGUUGUGGACUAGUUAGCGAGAUGUCGUUGAGAGGCACAAAGCGGUCGUCUGGGAUGCGCGGUGAUGAAGCCGGUGUAUCCAAGCGCCGCAGGACGGAGCCCGAGGAUGCUCUCUGGCAGCUCCGCCCAGUUAGUGACCUCAAGAUGUCAUCAAUUUAUAACAGGAGUGCCUCAGAGGCACCCGCUGAACUAUUCAGAAAGGACCUUAUCAGCGCCAUGAAAUUGCCCGACAAUGAGCCCCUGACACCAUCUUCGUACUGGAUAAUAACUGACACGUGGAAGCAGGACUGGGAGAGAGGAGUUCAGGUGCCGGUCAACCCUGACUCCCUCCCCGCGCCUAAGGUCAAGAUCAUUGACAAUCCACCGCCACCCAACUUUCAGGAAUUCAAAUUGCCUAAAGACAAAUACGUGCACCUGAGUCGCGAUGCUCACUACCAUUCGGACAAACAUCUACUGAGUCAAACGCCGGCGCGUGCCGAGGCCGCUUGCAGUUACGACUUGGAUGCCACUGACACCGCGUGGCUAAAACUCCUGAAUGCAGAGCGCGCGAGGGCGGGUGCCCCACCAGUCACCGAAGACCAACUCGAAAAAGUCAUCGAGGAGUUGGAGAUUCGUAGCUGGGAUAAAAUCCAGGCAAUUGUGAAGUCUGAGGAGGGCCUCGGUAUCGAGUACGAUGAGAAUGUCAUCUGUGACGUUUGUCGGUCCCCCGACUCGGAGGAUGGCAAUGAAAUGGUGUUCUGCGAUUCUUGCAAUAUUUGCGUGCAUCAGGCCUGUUACGGCAUCACCGUUAUCCCGGACGGUCAAUGGCUGUGCAGGCCGUGCGGCGACGGCGUGCGGCCCAGCUGCGUGCUGUGCCCCAACCACGGCGGCGCCAUGAAGUGCACGCCCUCCGGGCAUAAGUGGGCGCACGUCAGCUGUGUGCUAUGGAUCCCCGAGGUCUCCAUCGGCUGCGCGGAGAUUAUGGAACCGAUCACCAAAAUAUCUUCCAUUCCACCCUCCCGAUGGUCCCUCGUUUGUGUAUUGUGUCGUAAUCGCAAGGGCGCUUGCAUUCAGUGUUCGGUAAAGACAUGUAAAACUGCUUACCACGUAACGUGCGCAUUCAAACACGGUCUAGAAAUGCGGGCAAUCAUCGAAGACGAAAACGCUGACGACGGUGUUAAAUUACGUUCCUAUUGCCAAAAGCAUAGUGUUAAUUCUAAGAAAGAAAAGUGUCCGGGUUCAGGCGAGGAGGAGGAUGAGGUAAAACGAAAGCGUAGGAAAGAUAUGACGUCAGAGGAGAAGACGCAAGCUCGAGCCGCUCGCUUGCAUGAGAUUGAGAGGGAAUUCGAUAAACACGUAAGUGUCAAGGAUAUAAGUACACAUCUCCUUGACGUUGAUCAGGACGCUAUUAAUUACAUUUACAACUAUUGGAAGCUAAAGAGGCGAGCAGGGCACAAUCGUCCCUUGUUGCCACCCAAGUCGGACGACACCGAGGUGCUGACUCACAGGCAGGAGCAGGCCGACAUCGACAAGCUCAAGAUGUUCGUGCAGCUGAGGCAGGACCUGGAGCGGGUACGAAAUCUCUGCUACAUGGUGAGCAGAAGGGAAAAGCUCUCUCGCUCAUUCUUCCGUAUGAGAGAACAAACGUUUCACAAACAAGUGGCUGUGCUAUCUGCAGCUGGCGACAUCCCCCAGCAGGAGUUGUCAGCCAUCAUUGAGGCUAAUCACGGACCUUCAAUAUAUGACAAACUAUACUCUCACGACAAUGCACCGGAUCAUAAGAAUGAUUUCGAAGAGUUGCUAGCCCGCAUCGCGCCACCAGAAUCAGGCGACGAGAAAAAGAAAGAUCGCAACGGGUUAGUCAAAGGUUCGAAGUCAUCAAAUCCGUACAAGAAACAUUACGUAAAUGGAUCGCGACGUAGUGGCAGUAUGUAUAGUGGACUGUCCAGCGAAGAGAGUGCGCCGGAGAUGGCGCGGUCCAGUAGGUUCCGAACCAAAGUUGGUUCUAGUACAGAUGACGAAGGAAGGAGAGCUGGAACAUCACCAAAGAAAAAGGUAUCUCCUAAGGGCAAAGGCAAAAGAUCUCCUAAGAAGACUGAAAGGAAGAAGAAGAAGGUACCACAGUCUAAACCACUCAUUGAGAGCAGCAGUGACGAUGAAUCUUUGAAUUCCAGAUUGAAGAAAGAUCGAUCUCGCAGUAAAACGCUACAGCAAAUGGAGAAAGAAAUGACGGCUGGGAAGAUGGGUCAAUCCGGUACAGACAGCGAUGACCUAAUGCCGAUAAGACCUACUAUGAGAAACAGCAAGUUCCCUAUCGACAUAUACUCAGACAGCAGCGAGGACAACAAGUCCGACAAAGCCGAUAAAGUCAAGUCAGAUAAGGUUAAAACUGAAAAAGAAAAACCGGACAAAGUCAAGGUGGAAAAAUCACCAAGUGGUAAUGAUUCUCAACAAUCUCUGCCAAGGACUAAGGCUGCUAUGAAAGAAUUUAUUCCAACUCAACCCGAGAAGAAAGCAACUACAAGUCCGGAAGAGGACAAGCCUGGUCCGAGGAAGAGAGGCAGAAAGCCUUCUAACAAAGACAAAAAGAUGCCAUUACCGCAAAAGAUUAAAACAGAAUCGGAUGAUGAAGCUAAAAAUAAAGAGAACAUCAAAUUCUCCAAACAGAAGGAUCACCCGACAGAUCUCAUUGUUCCACAGCGGCAGGCGGCUAAGAAAGCUUCCGAAAACAUGCGCUCGACCACUGUUGUCAAAAAGGAUGAAACAGUUCCUGAACAACGAGAAAUAAAACAAUCAACAAGCGGUGAUGACACCAAACCGAAACCAGUGACAAAACCAAGUGAAAAGGCUAAAUCAACUGGUAAAGGCAAAGAAAUAAAAGACGCUCAUUCUUCAAAAGUUAACAAAAAGAAAUCUAAGGAGACAGAGAAGGAACCCAUUGCUUAUGUACCGCAAAGACAGGCAGCGAAGAAAGCAGCCGCUCACAUCAAGAGUGGACUGGGUACGAAGGCACCAGUACCCGAGAACGAAACAGAGAAAAAGAAAGAUGCAGAUAAAUCUGAGCCGAAAUUAUCUCCUAAGAAAGAGAAGGAAGAGGCCAAAACUUCGAAACCCGCUCAGAAGGAAAGCUCUAGUUCGUCUUCAAACUCAAGCAGCAGCAGCUAUUCAUCUUCAUCCAGUUCUGAGGAAGAACCUGAAAAAUCAAUGAUCAAGCCCACCGCUAAGGCACGCGCGAUCAAACCGGCCACGACACGCCAGCCGUCAAUGUUCUCACCUCCUGGCUCUAGACCUACAGUGGACUUGCCCUUUCUCGACAGGGUGUCAAAACCAUUGUCUUCCACUAGUGCCUCGAGUGAUUCUGACAGCUCUAAAGUGUCCGACCGAUCCCGCUCAGGAAGCCCAUACCCCAAAAGGCCUCGACGAAGGAGAAAAGGCAAGAGCGAGUCCACUGAUGCCUCCCCACGCAAGGCGCCGCCAGAUAAGAAGCUUAAAACUUCCGAACGGCGGUCCGAGUGUAGGGUACCAUCACCGACUCCUGAAGGAGAGGAACCUAGCCGACCCAGUGAUGCGCGCGCUGCCACACGUGCUCGGACCAGAAGCACUACUUCAGGCGGAAAUAUGCCUAAUAAGUCUGAUGCCCGACCUAGAAAACCAUCUAAAGACGAAGCUCUUACCGCUACACCCAAUAAAACACCCAAAGAGGGCAGCCAGUCCAGUGAACUUCCAUCUGCGGAACGGAAAGAGGACGCGGCGGUGAAGGAAGAGGUCAAAGUGGAACUCAAGGAGGAGAUUAAAGAGGAGCCAGUGGUUGAGACACCCAAGAAUUAUGCUAAGUCUAAAACUAACAAGCUAAAGAGGCGAAGCGAGUCUAAUGACGACAGGGAGAAAGUCAACAAGACUAUUGAAAUUGAAGUACCGCCAUUACAGAAGGUCAGUCCGAAGAAGAGUGCUGAGCCCAAACAUAAGUCAUUGAUGAACAGGCGAAUGAGUGUUAAGGACACAGCGCCAAAAGACCGCUCUACUUCUAAUGAGACUCGAGAGCCGGCUAAGAAAGAUAGGCGUAUGAGCGUGGCACAUAGUGUCGCUGGGUCCGACAAACCGGCUGUGUCGCCCACUAAAAAGAAGACAACGCAACCAAGGAUUGAAAUAGAGAUACCGCCAAUGGAAAUUAUUGACAAGAAGAGUCCUAUCCACAUUAACACAGAUUACCAUGACAAUGACAAGCAUUGGUUGCCAAAAGCUCCCAGUCCAAAUGCUAUUCCGCCGCAAGUAGAAAAGCCGGGUGGCAAUGAGAAAUACAUCGAUGACAAAUCCAUGGAUUCUGAUUACGCCGAUAAGAGCAGUGUUAAAAUGAUGGCUAAGAUACAAGCUAACCUCAAUGAAAAUACCAUGAUUAAAUCACCGAAGACGCCGAUGGACGCGAGAACAAUGAGUAUUGAACACAUGGAGGUUGAGAACGUGGCCAGGAAUAUGAGGAAGCGUUCUGCAGAAAAGAAGUUUAUAACGCAGGAUGCUAGUCACGUUCAGGGAGUAGAAAUUUCCAAGAGUGCUAAAAUACCAUCGGCCGUAAACCCAUAUCCAAACAGAUCCAUAUUCUCGCCUCAAUCAAAGGACAACGAGUUCCUCGACUUUGAAAUGAUGGCUGUUGACGAUGGAUUUAACCAUGAUGAUAUCAUUAAACCUUUUGCGACGUACCCAGAAUUCUUCUUCAAAGAGGAUUCUAAGCAAGGUGUGCAGGAAACUCUUAACCUAGUAGACAGGCUUCGGAUAAGGCUGAGCACUAAGAAGGUGCCGCCCGAGAACCCAGAUCAAGAGGAACCGAUACUUGUGCCUGAUGACGGUGAUCAUAAAGACAAUGAUGUCACUGCUGCUUGUAACUUGGUUAAGGCUGAAGAUAAUAAUAGUUCGCCUCCAAAGAAGCACACUCCUACUGAAAGACCAGUCGAGCGAUCGCCUCCAAAAGAAUCGCGACAGACCACCAACCAUGUACCGCGAAGAGGGUCCUCAAUAGAUAGAGAUUUGCCUUCAGGAGAUACCGCGAUGGAUGCUAAAGAGUUCCAGCCCAUCGCCAUGACAAGCAACGAGAAGUGGUCGAACGUACCGGUAUCUGUGUCACAGCUGGACACACAGAGUCAGUCUGCCAAUGACAGGAAAUACGAUCACUCAAGCACAUACGCCGAUGAUGUCAAAGAACCUAUAACUGUGCAAUCAGAUGUCCAGUCCGUAUCUGAAGUCGGAGACGCUAUUUCAAUAUCUAAGCAAAGUGACGAUUCCCAAUCUUUGUCCGUGGUCGACCAUUCUGUACACAGCAAUGACGUAGAACUAGUACAUGACAACCAAAACUAUGACAACAAUGAAAUGAUACAUUCAGAUUGUGCCACGAUAUCUUCACCGCAGUACGUAAGCCAAGAAAAAUGGCGCGAGAGUAAGAUAACUACGCGAAGAUCGUCUGCAUCUAGCACUAACUCUGAAGCGUCCGUGGGCUCUCAUAAGAAUGCACGAAAAUCCCGUUUGAAUUCAAGUGAUCUACGUCCAGGUAAUGUGAUGCCUGCAAUAGAUACGUAUCCACCUAUCCCGGCAUAUUCGCGUCCCGUGGAACCGUCGAUGCCGCUGAACCAGUACACGACGUACCCGCCCGAAGCUUCGCCGUUCCUGAGCUCGUUGCCUCUGUUCGCGGGCGGGCCGCCGCUGCCGCUGCCGUCGCCCGGACCUGGCCUCUACGGCUCCAUGCCCUACUCGGCAGCCCCGCCCCCGCUCAAGUCUACCUUCUACAGCGCUGCGUUCACAUCUUCAUCACAGAACAUGGCGCUCACUACAGCAAUGAUCGCUCCCCCUACGCCGAAACCUCCCGAUUCGCCUCGAGAUGAAAUUGACGUGACGGGCAGCGAUAAAUUCAUUCAUGUUGUGUCCAGCCCAAGCGUGAGCGUCGAUUCCUAUGAAACCAAUAGUAAUAGAGCGCCAACGAAGAUGUCAAACGAUAGUAAUGAAACUAUGACCAGCUUACAUCCGCAGGAAUCUAAAUCUCCACCAAAACUGAGCAAACCGACAACCAAGUUCCCUGGCAAGUCACCGGGCAAGAGCCCCGGUAUCUCGCCUAAGCAAAGUGAUGCUCCUAAAGGAACCAAGCGACCGAGCAAUCGCAGCAACAGAAGCCAAAGAGGUCGCGGACGGUCCAAGAGCCGCGGCCAAGGGUUCUCCGUCGACUACAUGGGUAACUCCAUACAAAGCAAGCUUGUCGGCACAGUUUAUGACUUUGAUGAAGAAAUCGCGAAUGAUGGUGUCGACUUAAAAGCUCUUCGCGACAAGCGAAAAUCUAUCGAUAUUCGAGAUGAUAGGAAGUCUGAACAUUCAUACAAAGAUGCGUCUCAAUCUCCUCGCGUCCUCACUCCUCCUCCGAGCAAACGCGCUCCGCCGUCCGACACUAAAGACAUCAAACCUCCCUCGCCUGAACCCGCGGACACGAACUCGUCCCCCGCGUGCGCGGAACGCGGCCCGGGCUUCUCGCAAGUGGCGCCCGUCUUGCCCGGCCCGGUCGAUAUGCGCACAUAUCAACCUUUCGAGAACCCUGCGCCCGCCGCAGAAAACGAUUACCAUUUGCUAGCGUUUGCUAGCGGCACCGCCGAACAGCAUUUAACUGAGAUAGACGAAGAAGUUGAGAAACAACUUCAUACCGCACUAAUGGCAAGUAAUCCACAGACAGGUUCCCCAUCGCAGCAGCCAGCGGAGCCUGCAGAGCCCCCGAAAGAGACAUACGUUCCCCAGCUACCUAAAGUAUCACUAUCAGAUUCGAGAAACCAACUGAAGGUAAAGAUCAAAGGGCCAUUCUUGGACGCGAACUACUCGGCGAGCUCGUCGCAGCCGGUGGCGCCGCCGCCGCCCGCGCCCGCGCACGAGCCCGGCACCAGCACCAUGACGCCGGCCGCCGCCGCCGCCUCCUCCAUGUCGGGCUCCACCAACCUGCGCCGCAUGCGCAAGAAGGAGCUGCUGCGCCAGUACUGGACGCAGGACAUGAACAUGGACGACCCCACGCACCCCGCCACGGUGGGCGCGGUGCCGCCGCCCGCCGUGCCCUCGCCGCUCACCCGCGCCGUCAUCACCAUCCCUAAAGCCGUCGCCUCUAUGACUAGCAUACCCACUCGAGAGGACUACAAAAUUACUGACAGUCCCGUAGAAAAGAAAACUAAACGCAAAACUACCAGCGGCCUCUCCAGAGAGUUGCGACAUCUAGAAGUGAGCAUGAAUGUCGAUGUUGAUCCCUCAGAUGAUGUGAAAUUGUCCUCGAUAGCUGGCACUUCGGGACAACAGGCGCACAAGCGCCGCGGUCGCACGUCUACUAAACCGAACAGGGCGAAUGCGACGUCACCGGUCGCUCCUAAACUGAAGAUAAAGAUAGGCAACAACACGGUGCAGCAGGUGCCGGCGCCCGCGGCUCCGCCUGCCGACGAGCCCGCAGGCACCACCAUCUACCGACCGCCUAAGAAGCGAAUCAUUGCGAACAAACCAAGCUUGGAAGACUUGCGACGCGAAAGCAUGAAGUACCGUCGAAUGGUUAUGGCGGACUUUGAGGAAGACGAGAAAACAACUAAGACCAAACCCAAGGGCGAAAAGAGUGAGAAACGUAAAAAGAAAAAGGACAAAAAAGCUGAAAAACUUCAAGUGGUGAACAGUGAAAGUGACAGUGCUACAAAGUUGAUUAUAAAAAUAAAGCGCACGAAGGAGGAGGAGUUGGGCGAGGCCGCGGCGGCAGGGCCGUCGACGAGCGCCGCCCCCGCCGCGCCGCCCGCCGUGGCGGAGCCGGCCAUCGACCCCUUCGAGUACGACCCGUCGGCGCCCGACCCGCUGGCCAUCGACCCGCCCUCCUACUCCGAGGCGUCGUCCGCCAUGCGCAAGGUGCGAACCGACAAGGUGACGCCCAUCCGGUUAAAACUCGCGCGCAGCUCGGAAGGCUACGUGAUGAAGGAGCCCGAGAGCGCGGAGCGUGCGCUGCCGGUCAAUAACAAUAAACACUGUGAAGUGAGGUGAUACAAGUCGCGCGCCGCCGCCGCUCCGCGCUCGCUCCCUACCAAGGACAAACCUAACUCGUCGCGUAACAAGUUAGUCAAACAGCCUAACAAUAACAGUGCGGGAUCUAAGGCUAAAAAAACUAAGGGCAAGGACUAGAACUGUGUUUCAAUAGAACAAGUUAAAAUCUCCUGUAUAGUUAAACUAAAACUGAUAUUGUCUGUAUAUUUUUUAAACAAUAAUAUCUCUAUCAUGAUGUAGUUUAUUAUUAUUAUAUUACAUAUAUUAUUUAUUUGUAUAAAAGGAAAGCUCAAUGAUUAACUUAAAGUUAUUCUAAGGUUAUAUAAAUUGUGCAUUAUGCUGUGCACAAGUAAAUCUUUAUUAUAGUAUAGCAUAUAUAUUUUUGUUAAAGUUACUGUUUUACUUUGUGCCUCAUAUGGAAUCUCAUUAAUUUUCAUGAAUUAAUUGUGUAAUUUUUGAAACUAAGUUACGUAUGUUUAAUUCUGAACGCUUCACAAUCACUUAACUCAUCACAUACUAUGUUACCGUGUGCAUAGCAUUUAUACAAGACGACAGUCGAUUUAUAUGUAUAUUAGAGUUCUGUGUCACUCGAGGCGAAACACAGUGGCACACGCUUCACCAAGCUCCGGUAGGUACACACCAAGCUUUCCCGAGCGGCGCUCAGGCCGCAGCCUAUAACUCGCAGACUGCCACACACGCUAGCUAGCAUUUUCUGUGACUAGCCAAACGCAUUCAAUCUUCUAUACUUACUCUUAUCGAAUUACUUGUCUCCCGCUCACGCAGGACCUCACCCUAAUAACAUAAAUAAUUAAAAAGUCACCGAUAAAAAAGAACCACCACCGGCGUGGUGGCGUAUAAUUACAAUAAUAUUCAAUCAGAUCAUGGUUUGAAUUUAACCAAAGAUUGAUUACAAAAGUUACUGCAUACGAAAGGGCAUUAAUACUGAUAUAUUUGACAUGUUUCCUGCAACAACCAACGGAACACACCAACAUUCACACUCGACAUAUACAACUGCAUACAUUCACAUCUCUGUUCUGCUCAUUUUACAAAGAGCUUGUCACAAAACUUAGCUAAUAUAAAGUACAAGUAAGAUUUUCAGAUAAAAUAACCUGACUGUAAAAUAAGCAGAAUUUGUGAUGAACUACUUGAGAGCUGUGUGCCAUUACAUAAGGAUACAUGUACAGCGCUGUUGCCAUCCGAACUUAGACGCUGUAUAAACAGGAGUAGGAUAUAUUAUUGUCUAUAAAAUACCUUAAUUGAGAUAGCUAAUAAAGUGGAAUGUAAUAAUUUAGCGCAGGCUGUCCGUGAUUGAAUGACCACGCAUCUAGACAUAGGAUACUAUAUGUUACAGACUAGAAUUUUGUGUUAGUGUGUACGGUAUUAGAUGUACUACAAUUCAAGUAACUUAGAUAAAUCAAGUAUGGAAUUAAUUAGAAGUCUAUAAGCGCAUAGUGCGUAGUUAAUUGGGUUUAGUUCUGCUGUGCACGGCGCAUUGACGAGUACGCGUUGUUGUACAGCGAUGCUUGGCAAAUGCACAAUGUACCACAGAGCUGCAUUCCAUCUUGGUAUUUUGUUUUCCUAAUAGAAAGUAAAACGAUGUAAAUAUAUUCGAGGUUUCAUGACCGCGUGGUUGUCCAUUGCGUACGGCCUUUUAACAUAAAUUGCUUAUUGCCUAUUCAUAUCAUUUUGACAAUUAUCAAUAAUUAUAAUUAAGGUAUCAUUUUGAAGUUAAAUUCAAUGAACUGAUUGGAAUAUUUAUUUGAUUAUAAAUAACUGUUUAGCGUAUGCUAUGUGAUGCUGGAUAUUUCAGUUGGUAACAUCAGCUUUUAUAACUUUCUCAUAGACUGAAAAUGACAAAUUUGAACAGAUUAACAGAUGGCAAUAGAAUAUUGGAAUAGAAACUCGCUGAAUGCUCGUACAAGCCUGAUGGUGCCACAGAGUCAUCACGUAGCAUAUGCUGAACGUGUAAUAAGUUAUUAGUGACGUGAACACAAUAUGUUUAAUUUGUUUGUGCAAUAUUCGGCAAUACUCAUCGUAUAGUCAAAGAUUGAUUGUCCGUAGUAAUGGUGUGUUAGAUUUAAGUGCGUGUCCGUUAUUCAUAAGUAUCUGAUUUUCUUUCCCAUUGUAAAUAAAAUAUUAAAUAGUGUUCUAAGGUCAUGUCCAGAUUUGCGAUUCAAAAUCGACCGAAGCUAUUUAUUUUUAAAGUUCAGUUUCCUGUGCAGGAUAUGUUGAAUAUGGAUAGAAAAGAUUUUUACGGUUUAGUUUUUGUUAUGUAUUGUUUAUUUGGCUAAGUUUUUGAACCUGGUUUUCAGUUUAUUUAACUAUUGUGAUGCAACUUAAAAUGAUUAAUUUGGCCUAAUGGAUGAAAAUGUACUUUUUUUUCUAAAUUGAAUACCUAAGAAGGUAUAGUAUUGGAUCUGGACAGUGCCUUAGUACAAGGACUAAAGUUAGUAUUGGUCGCACGGAGGUAGCAUACUGGCCGCGGCCUAUCAAUGAGCUUAGUAUAAAACUAAAUGUUUAAAAAUCACAUUUUCGUAAUAUUAAAUUAGCUUAGUACCUGUCUGAAAUUAGUAAUUGCGAAUUCAAUGUACAUGGUAAUCGUAAAUCAAUUAUUGGAAACUAUGUAUAAAUAAUUUUCGUUCUUGACAUCAAUCAAAUGUCAAGUGCAGCGGAAAGUCAAGUUUUUUCUUGUUUGGGAAAUAGAAGUAAAUUAUGUUUGUGCUAUCACAAAACCGAAUUAGGUUGUAGGCUGUGCUUAGUUUUGCUUUAUUAUUUAUACAAAGAAAAACAUCAAAAUGAAGUGCAUCUCCGGAGUUUUAAAGUUCUAAAUUGUGUGCACGAGUUUACUAUGUGAGAAGCAUUCUGAUUUUUUAUACUUUUAUAUUUUUAAUACAAUUAUGAGAAUUGGACUGUCAAGAGACAUAACCCAUAUUUAAAGAAUCUACUAACACGAUCAGUUAUUGCAUUUAAUUACAGUAGAAUUUGAAUGGUGCCCGUAAAACAAAUGAUAAUAGCAAUCAGAAAACUUAAUGCGACCGACUUGUAAUUAUUCUCAGAAACAUAGGCUAGGGAAAAAGAAGAGUGCAAAAUAAAAAAUCAGGCCACAUUCACGACAGUAUUUGUUUGUUUUAAAUUAUUCAUCACAACUUCAAAAAGCUGCAAUCUUAAAAAUUUAAAAUGCGGGAUUUACCGAAUAUCGUUUAAAUAUAAAUAAAACGAUUAUUUUACGAAAAUGUAGAUAUUCAGUCUGUGUGCAAUGAAAUGAUCACAUAACUUCAUA
Molecule: messenger RNA, 11714 nt
Organism: Helicoverpa armigera (cotton bollworm)
Lineage: Eukaryota; Metazoa; Arthropoda; Insecta; Lepidoptera; Noctuidae
Gene: rno
Product: PHD finger protein rhinoceros
Exons: 6
Coding region: 455-8434 (2659 amino acids)
Biological process (GO): regulation of transcription by RNA polymerase II
Source: RefSeq, a predicted model, not a curated record